This is a messenger RNA of Chenopodium quinoa (quinoa), 2233 nucleotides long. RefSeq names its product NADPH-dependent aldehyde reductase-like protein, chloroplastic. The record is from RefSeq and is a predicted model, not a curated record. Gene Ontology annotation, molecular function: oxidoreductase activity. The transcript has a single exon. Lineage: Eukaryota; Viridiplantae; Streptophyta; Magnoliopsida; Caryophyllales; Amaranthaceae. The coding region runs from base 462 to 1256 and encodes 264 amino acids.
CUUUUCUAAGAUUUGUCCUAAACAAUCAUUAUAAAUAAAAACAAAUGUGAAUAUACACAUUAAAAGAAAUUUAACUAGAUAUCAAAUUAUUAUACAUCAUACUUUCAAACUAAAAACCACAAAUAGCCAGUAUUUCUUAUAAGAACAGAGGAACAACGUGGUAUAUUAAAAAAAAAAAAGAGUUAACCCAGCUUCCACAUAGAUAAGGUCAGCUAUUAAUAUACCUCAUAUGAUCAACAGACGUUAGCACUGACAUCAAGAGCUAUAAGAAGCAUAAUUUAUAUUUGUUGCAGUCUACUCCAAAUAUAAAAUAAUCAACACUAGUUUAUAAUAUUACUUCAUAAUCUCUUAUAUAUGGCGAACACAACACAAGCUCUCCAAUCUCAGACAAAUCACUACUUCAACAAUUCAGUAAUUCACCCACCAAAACACACGCACACCUACUCUCCAAAGCUGUUAAAAUGGCAGCAGACUCAAAUGCAUCAUCUUCCAGCACCCUUCCUCUACAAGACAGAGUAGCUAUCGUCACUGGAGCCUCCCGCGGCAUUGGUAAAGAGAUCGCUCUCCACCUCGCAUCCCUUGGGGCUAAAGUGGUAGUCAACUACACUUCAAAUCCAACACUAGCACAAGAGGUGGUAUCCCAGAUUAACUCUCAUGGGUCUGAAACCAGGUCUGUCGCAGUCCAAGCAGAUGUGUCUGAUCCAGCUCAAGUCGAGGCCUUGUUCAAUGCAGCAGAAGAAGCCUUCCAGGCCCAACCCCAUAUUGUUGUGACCACAGCAGGCAUCCUUGACCCAAAGUAUCCUUCCAUUGCUGAAACCUCUAUAGAAGAUUUCGACAAAGCAUUUGGUGUAAAUACCAAGGGAACAUUUUUGUGCUGUAAGGAAGCAGCCAGGAGGGUGAAGCGCGGAGGUGGAGGACGGAUAAUUACAUUCUCAUCUUCACUGGCAGCAGUUUACAGGCCAGGGUAUGGAGCAUACACGGCAUCCAAGGCGGCAGUUGAGGCAAUUACCAAGAUUUUGGCGAAGGAGCUCAAGGGAACCAGUAUUACAGCUAACUGUGUUGCACCAGGUCCCAUUGCUACGGAGCUAUUCUUUGCUGGUGCCACAGAGGAGAAAAUCCAGGCAGCAAUCAAUGCUUCACCAAUGGAACGUCUUGGUGAGCCAAAGGAUGUUGCACCGCUUGUAGGAUUCUUGGCUAGUGACGGUGGUGAGUGGGUCAACGGCCAGAUCAUUCGAGCCAAUGGUGGAUUUGUAUAAUAUAGAGCAUGGGAUGGCUUCUUGAUCUGACAUGUUUUGUGUAGAUGAUGAGGUUUCCUGCUUGAGGAUCCUAACAAAUUAUACUCUGUUUUAUCAUAGUACUCACACUAUUGAAUCAUGAACAAUUGCCAAAUAAAGAUGUUCACAAUCUGUUUAUUGCCAUUUGUAGAGCUAUUGAAAUUUGAUUCAAACUCGAAAUACUACUACCUUGAAUUCAAAUCAACCAAUUACAAUAGGCACAACCCAAACUGGCUUAAAAGCUGGCUAGCAGGUCUGUCCUUAGAAGGCUGGAACCAACUACAAACUUUUGGGUUUAUAAAUCAUACCUUUGACCCUAUGACGAAAUGACCUGAGCUAAACCUUAUUUAUUAUAAAGAGAAAAUGGGGCAUUGAUGGAAGUAUAAAUCACAGAUCCCAUCAAAAUAAAUAAAUAAAUAAAAAAUCACAGAUUAUCUUGAUGACACAAAAACAACAGAUAAUUAACAUUUCGAGCAUGUUUGGUAAGAGUGAUUUUUGGGUUGGGAAUGGAUUCAAUUAAACCAUUACCGCUACCAACUGUUUGGUUAGAAGGUUUGCGUAACCUAGGGUAAUGGUUUCCACAUAUUUGUUUCCUCUCUAAAACCUAAGGUAAUAAUUGAAAAGGUAAGAGUUAAAUGAUUCCUUUUCAUGAUCAAACCAAACAAAUGAAAAGGUAAGAGUUAAAUGAAUCCUUUUCUCCCUCUUAUUUGUUUCCUUUUCACUUCAUUUCCAAAUUCAUACCAGUUGCCCCCUUAUGGUGACAGUCAACAAAAGGUAAAAUAACCCAUGCACAGAUAUAUUGAGUUCGGCCUAGGGUUUCAAGCUACUGCAGUGGUUUUCCUAUUUGAGAGCUUCAUAACAACAAAAUAUAGACGAUGUAUAACUCUAUCGCUCUCAGAAAGACAAAGACAUAUUCAUCACUAAAAUCAAUCAACUUGUAAAGAUAUAAAAGGAAAUGC